GUGCGGGUGCGGAGUACGAGUGCUCGAAUAUCGAUUACUUCCCGAAAGAAGAGUACAGCCCCGAUCCGAGCGACUCGACCAUGGCCAUACCCUAUGCGGUGACAAAGUCGGCUAUCUUCUUUUUCACGGCAACGGCUCUGCUCGUCGUCGCCGAGGUGUGCUACUUCGCCGGACAGGUGACCAGGCCCAAGCCCAGUCUCUACAUCUUUAUAGCCGGCAUCACUUUUAUCGUAUCAGGUCUCCUGAUGCUGGUCGGCAUGGUUAUGUACAUAUCUGUGUUCAAAGCCGAGGUGGGCAGCAAAUUGCGGCCCCGUUCCUCGUUUCACGGGCCACCGUUCGUGUACCAGUACGGCUACUCGUUCCUCCUGUACGUGAGCGGGUUCAUCGGUACCGAGUUCGCCGGCACGACGGCCAUCUUCCUGCACAUCUCCUGGCAGCAGCUCGAGCUCGCCCGCGAGUUCUCCAAGCGCAAGUACCCGAGCCAUCACCACCACCUGCACAACCACCACGGCCAGGUGAUGUGCCACCAGGUGUCCCCGCAUUCUCACGCCACCGGCACUGGCAUCCCGUAUGGCGGCUACCUGUGCGAGAGACACCAGAAGAGGUACUUUUACGAGACCGGGGCCGAGCCGAUCAUCGGGCCCGGUUGUCACCUGCACCACCACCACCACCACCACGGCCUCGAGUACGAGGAGUACAUGCAGACCCCCGGAUCCCACCAGCCGAACGCCCUCGCCGACUGCGGACACUAUCACCACGGCAUGACCCACGACCUCACCACGGAGACGGUGAGCACGAUAGCGGACGCCCUGCAGGAGGAGUACGCCCUGCAGCAGCGCGAACUCGUGACUUUCGAUCUCGGGGAGAAUUUGCCACCCCUGCCCGAGGCAGUGAGGAACAGCGGCUGGAAGUCGAACUCGCUCAAGAGAACCACGCCGGUCUGAUAUACCGUCAGGUACGCGAGGCUGGUGCAAUUCGUCCAGUCGAGUGACGGGGAGUCCGAGUGCGAGGCCGA
Copidosoma floridanum is the source of this 1015-nucleotide messenger RNA. RefSeq names its product stargazin related protein STG-1 (gene Stg-1). NCBI's taxonomy places the organism in Eukaryota, Metazoa, Arthropoda, Insecta, Hymenoptera, Encyrtidae. The record is from RefSeq and is a predicted model, not a curated record. Gene Ontology annotation, cellular component: postsynaptic density membrane; AMPA glutamate receptor complex. Gene Ontology annotation, biological process: postsynaptic neurotransmitter receptor diffusion trapping; transmission of nerve impulse; positive regulation of synaptic transmission, glutamatergic. Gene Ontology annotation, molecular function: channel regulator activity; voltage-gated calcium channel activity.